Mugil cephalus (flathead mullet) is the source of this 5267-nucleotide messenger RNA. RefSeq names its product regulator of nonsense transcripts 1-like. Gene Ontology annotation, molecular function: RNA binding; DNA binding; ATP binding. Bases 209 to 3514 code for a protein of 1101 amino acids. NCBI's taxonomy places the organism in Eukaryota, Metazoa, Chordata, Actinopteri, Mugiliformes, Mugilidae. The record is from RefSeq and is a predicted model, not a curated record. Gene Ontology annotation, cellular component: cytoplasm. The transcript is spliced from 24 exons. Gene Ontology annotation, biological process: nuclear-transcribed mRNA catabolic process, nonsense-mediated decay.
CGUCAGUCCCCGCGGCUGUUGGUUAGCUGGACCCAUAGCUGGAGCCUUCGAGGGUUCUGAUCGGUUCCAUUUUUGUUUGGGUUCAAAUUCAGAGUCCGGGCGACGGCUUCUAACCCGGCGAUCGACGAACAAACACUUGCGUGGAUUUUUAGUCGCAUUUACACUAAAGCCGGAAACCGCUCCGCAAAGCGAAAGUUGAGGAGUCGCGAUGAGUGUGGAGGCGUACGGGCCGAGCUCCCAGACCCUCACCUUCCUGGACACCGAGGAAUCCGAGUUGCUCGGAGCGGACACCCAGGGCUCCGAGUACGACUUCACGGACUUCACCCUUCCCAGCCAGACGCAAACUCAAGGCCAGACCCAGAGCCAGCUCGACGGCCAGGUAAAUGGCCCAGAUGAGGGUCUUCACAACGGUGGGCUGGAUGACUCCGUGGCCAAAGCCAGUCAGCUGUUAGCUGAGCUCAACUUUGAGGAGGAUGAAGAGGACACGUACUACACCAAAGACUUGCCCGUGCACGCAUGCAGCUACUGUGGUAUCCAUGAUCCAGCGUGUGUGGUGUACUGUAACACCAGCAAGAAGUGGUUCUGUAACGGACGUGGCAACACAUCUGGCAGCCAUAUUGUGAACCACUUGGUGAGGGCCAAAUGCAAAGAGGUGACGCUGCAUAAGGAUGGGCCACUGGGAGAGACGGUGCUCGAAUGUUACAACUGCGGCUGCCGCAACGUCUUCCUGCUGGGCUUCAUCCCAGCAAAGGCCGACUCCGUGGUGGUGCUCCUCUGCAGGCAGCCGUGCGCCAGUCAGAGCAGCCUGAAGGACAUCAACUGGGACAGUUCGCAGUGGCAGCCGCUGAUCCAGGACCGCUGCUUCCUGUCCUGGCUGGUGAAGAUCCCGUCAGAACAGGAGCAACUCCGAGCGCGUCAGAUCACCGCCCAGCAGAUCAACAAGUUGGAGGAACUCUGGAAGGAUAAUCCCACCGCCACCUUGGAAGACCUGGAGAAACCUGGCGUGGACGAGGAGCCGCAGCACGUGUUGCUACGCUACGAGGACGCUUACCAGUACCAAAACAUCUUUGGCCCUUUGGUUAAACUAGAGGCUGACUACGACAAGAAGCUUAAAGAGUCACAGACCCAAGACAAUAUAACAGUUAGGUGGGACCUGGGGCUGAAUAAAAAGCGGAUUGCGUAUUUCACACUGCCCAAGACGGAUUCAGGUGAUAUGCGGCUCAUGCAAGGUGAUGAGAUAUGCCUGCGAUACAAGGGAGACUUGGCUCCGCUGUGGAAGGGCAUCGGCCAUGUCAUCAAAGUCCCAGACAACUACGGGGAUGAAAUUGCCAUUGAGCUGCGGAGCAGCGUUGGAGCCCCGGUGGAAAUCCCCCACAACUUCCAGGUGGACUUUGUGUGGAAGUCCACUUCUUUUGACAGGAUGCAGAGCGCCCUGAAGACGUUCGCAGUGGACGAGACCUCCGUGUCUGGUUACAUUUACCACAAACUGCUGGGCCACGAGGUGGAGGAUGUCACCAUCAAGUGCCAGCUGCCAAAGCGCUUCACUGCCCAGGGCCUGCCAGACCUUAAUCACUCACAGGUGUAUGCUGUGAAGACUGUUCUGCAGAGGCCCCUCAGUCUGAUCCAGGGUCCUCCGGGCACCGGGAAGACUGUCACCUCUGCCACAAUUGUUUAUCACCUGUCCCGACAGGGCAAUGGGCCAGUUCUGGUGUGCGCUCCCAGUAACAUUGCCGUGGACCAGUUGACCGAGAAGAUUGACAAGACUGGGCUGAAGGUUGUCAGGCUGUGCGCCAAGAGCAGGGAGGCCAUCGAGUCUCCGGUGUCUUUUCUGGCUCUGCACAACCAGAUCAGCAACAUGGACAGCAUGCCGGAGCUCCAGAAACUACAGCAGCUGAAGGAUGAGACCGGUGAGCUGUCAUCUGCUGACGAGAAGCGCUACAGGGCUUUGAAGCGCACUGCUGAGAGGGAGCUGCUCAUGAACGCUGACGUGAUCUGCUGCACCUGUGUCGGAGCUGGAGACCCUCGUCUGGCUAAGAUGCAGUUCCGUUCCAUCCUGAUCGACGAGAGCACCCAGGCCACUGAGCCCGAGUGUAUGGUGCCGGUGGUGUUGGGAGCCAAGCAGCUCAUUCUGGUGGGCGAUCACUGCCAGCUGGGCCCCGUGGUGAUGUGUAAGAAGGCGGCUAAGGCAGGUCUGUCCCAGUCCCUGUUUGAACGCCUGGUGGUUCUGGGGAUCCGGCCGAUCCGCCUGCAGGUCCAGUACCGUAUGCACCCGGCUCUCAGUGCCUUCCCCUCCAACAUCUUCUACGAGGGCUCCCUACAGAACGGCGUCACUGCAGCUGACCGCAUCAAGAAAGGUUUUGACUUCCAGUGGCCACAGCCAGAUAAGCCAAUGUUCUUCUAUGUGACUCAGGGUCAGGAGGAAAUAGCCAGCUCUGGAACCUCGUACCUCAACAGGACUGAGGCCGCCAACGUGGAGAAAAUAACCACCAGGUUGCUGAAGGCCGGAGCCAAACCCGAUCAAAUCGGCAUCAUCACCCCAUAUGAGGGUCAGCGCUCCUACCUGGUCCAGUACAUGCAGUUCAGCGGCUCCCUGCACACCAAACUCUACCAGCAAGUGGAAAUUGCCAGUGUGGACGCCUUCCAGGGCAGAGAGAAGGACUUCAUCAUCCUGUCUUGUGUCCGUGCCAAUGAGCACCAGGGCAUCGGCUUCCUGAAUGACCCCCGGCGUCUGAAUGUGGCGCUGACGAGAGCCAAGUAUGGCGUGAUCAUCGUGGGGAACCCCAAGGCCCUCUCCAAGCAGCCGCUGUGGAACAACCUGCUGAACAACUACAAGGAGCAGAAGGUGCUGGUGGAGGGACCCCUGAACAACCUGAGGGAGAGCCUCAUGCAGUUCAGCAAGCCCCGCAAGCUGGUCAACACCAUCAACCCUGGAGGACGAUUCAUGAGCACUGCCAUGUACGAUGCACGCGAGGCCCUCAUCCCCGGCUCUGCUUACGACCGCAGCAAUGCUGCCGGACGUCCGUCGAACAUGUACUUUCAAACGCACGACCAGAUCGGGAUGAUUGGGGCGGGCCCGGGCCAGAUGGCUGCGAUGAACAUCCCCAUACCCUUCAACCUGGUGAUGCCGCCAAUGCCUCCGCCCAGCUACCUGGGUCAGCCCAACGGCCCUGCUGCAGGUCGUGGAGCGAUGAAGGGUAAACCAGGCCGUGGUGGACGACAGAGGGUCCGUGGCUCGGGAAGCCAGGGCAGUCAGGGUAACGGACCGAACAGCCAGGCCAGCCAGGACGGAGCGUCCCAGUCCUUCUCCCAGGGGCCCCUCACGCAAGGCUACAUCUCCAUGAGCCAGCCCUCUCAGAUGAGCCAGCCUGGCCUCUCCCAGCCGGAGUUGUCCCAGGACAGCUACCUGGGCGACGAGUUCAAGUCCCAGAUCGACGUGGCUUUGUCCCAGGACUCGACUUACCAGGGUGAACGUGCGUACCAGCAUGGUGGGGUGACCGGACUGUCACAGUAUUAAAGUGUCACCUGAAGAAGGGAGCUAGGCUUGAGCUGAGCUUAGUUCAUCAGCUUUUUAAUCUGGGAAAUAAUAAAAACAUAAAAUGGAUACCUGUUUUCCUCUGCUACAACCGAAGCACCACCAAGUGAACGCGACGGGAUAGCGAAACCAAACCAAUGACCAGAGAAAUGAGAAGGUAGAAGACGAAGAAGAGAGCGCGAAGAGAACGGGCAGGGAGGAGGCGAGAGAUGCCGAGUGAAGGAGCGAGGGCGGGAACCGAUGCCCGUGCGUAGAGAAGGAGGGAGGUCGAGAGGAUGGGCGGCGUGCGGUCGGGCUGCUGAGGGAAGCGUGGGAGAGAUCUCAGCGUUCUCUCGUGGGAAUCCAAACGAUGUUUCAGCUCCCAACAAAGUAAAUCAACCCAAACACGGUUCAACCCCGCAGCCUCCGGGAAAAGCUCUGAGAAGGUUUCCACACCCGUCUUUGGAUGAGGACCGAAGCUUUUCAGCGGAAUUUGAUCAAUUCGUUCUCCAAACCUGGACGGACUUGGUUGCAGAAAGCUCAGCACAAAUACCCCACCCCCCAACCCCCCACCCCGCCCUACACAAACACACACACACACACACACGCCAAGUCAGAUGUCUCCGAACCUGUUCAAUGUCCUGGACUGUUUUUAAAUUAGGUUUACAGCGGGAGAAGAGCGGCAGUAGCAGUCUUCUACUGGGCCCCAACCACCUCAGCAGCCUCUGAAGGAAGCGGCAGUCGACACCCUCUCAAGAGAGGAAACAAAAAAACUCUGGUUUCUGUGCUCGAGUCUGACAUUCGAAGAGCCUUGAGUUGAAAUACCUUUUUCACUUGCCUCGAGCACCACUGGCUCGUUCACAAGGUCUUUAAUCGAGUGGUUUCGUACCACGCGUCUGCGGUGGAGCGGCACAGGGAUUUCAGACAGUUUCUUCAAGGCAUGAGGCGCGAAUCCCACCGGUAUCGCGGACAUCAUGGGACAGUUUUUCUUUGAAGUACCUUUCUUACGACAGAGCACAAAAUUGCAAAAAAAAAAAAAAAAAAACAAACAAAAAAAAAAGUCACUGAAACUAUCAAACAUGACCAGCAUUGAAUAUUCAACUCGGUGUCAUUUGAUGUUUCGGCCAGAGGCUUUUCUUUAUUUUAAUCGUUUGUAAAAAAAAAAACGGGGGUGGUUGUUGACGACCCGCUGUGCUUCACGACCAGAUGUCUUUUAUAAAACACUCUGCGAGCUUUGAUCGGCAAAUGAUGCCUGAAUACUUGGCGCCGAGUGAGUCCUCGGGGAGGAGGAGGGAAAGGGGGGAGGGGGGGUUGUGGACUGUCCACACGCUCAUCACACCAAUCCCUGCUCGAGGUGAAAGGAGCGAAACGAGGGCGAGGGUAGAGGAGGCGGUCGUGGCAAUCAAUCCACCACAAAUAAGAAGUAGAAAAGGAAGGUGGCUGAGUGGGGGCAGGGGCUAGUUCAGAUCAUUGCCAGGGUCAAACAUUUAGAGGGAGUGGGGGGGUGGGGGGGAACCCAGCGUCUGUUCACACAGUCUUUUGAUUUUGUGAGUAAUUAUGUCAAUUGGGUUGGAAAAAAAAAAAUUGAACGAAGGAAAAAUGUGUUGAAAAUCUUUCUAUUAUUAACCCCAUGAUUUAAGAAGUGAAUCCUGGGAGACCUUUGGUUCCCGUGAGGAUGCAAACGUUUCCGACACCUGCGGCGUAAAUGCCAUCGCCGGAAGAUGGCACGGAGGUAAAAAAAGAGAAAGAAAAGAAA